AGAAAAACAAAUACUCGAGAGGAAGACGGCGUCAAACAAACCAACAAAGGAACAGCGAGCAUCGUCACAGUCGGUGGUUUUAAUGAUGUAGGCGAUCGUUUUGUGAUUUGACAUCUAAUUUCGCCUGCUUCUCUGCGGCAAGGAGAGACCGUCCAGCUGCGCACGAACCAAUCGCAUCCUCUCUCGGCUUGUCUGGAUAAACCCGGCCGACCUCUCCACCGUGCUUGUAGUCCUGUCGACGUCGAAGGACGAAGUCACCGCGCAUCCCUCGUUUAUUUUGACGGCCCGAUCGGCGAUCAGUUCGCCUCCAGCCUCAGCAGCAUCCCUGCGCUCAGCAGAAAGCAGCAUCCUUCCUCCUCCUCCACCUCCUCCUCCUCCCUGAAUCUGCGCAAUGGCCGAUGUCCCGGCGGAGUGUAACAUCAAAGUGCUCUGUCGCUUUCGUCCUCUCAACCAGUCGGAGAUUGUACGUGGGGACCAGUUCAUCCCCAAAUUCCAAGGGGAUGACACAGUCCUCGUCGGGGGGAAGUCCUAUGCGUUCGAUCGAGUGUUUCCCACCAACACCACCCAGGAGCAGGUGUACAACACCUGCGCCAAGCAGAUUGUCAAAGAUGUUCUGGGUGGAUACAAUGGCACUAUCUUCGCAUACGGACAAACCGCCUCCGGGAAGACUCACACCAUGGAGGGCAAGCUGCACGACUCUCACCAGAUGGGGAUCAUUCCUCGCAUCGCUGAGGACAUUUUCAAUCACAUCUUUGCAAUGGAUGAAAACCUUGAAUUCCACAUCAAGGUUUCAUACUUUGAAAUCUACAUGGACAAAAUCCGUGACCUUCUGGAUGUGACAAAGACCAACCUGUCUGUCCAUGAGGAUAAGAAUAGGGUGCCAUUUGUCAAGGGAUGCACUGAGCGCUUUGUCUCCAGCCCUGAUGAGGUGAUGGAUGUGAUUGAUGAGGGCAAAGCUGCCCGCCACGUUGCUGUGACCAACAUGAACGAGCACAGUUCUCGCAGCCACAGCAUCUUCCUGAUCAACAUCAAGCAGGAGCACGUGGAGACUGAGCAAAAACUGUGUGGAAAACUGUACCUGGUGGAUCUGGCUGGCAGUGAGAAGGUCAGUAAGACUGGAGCUGCAGGAGCCGUCCUGGAUGAGGCUAAAAACAUCAACAAGUCUCUGUCUGCUCUGGGAAAUGUCAUCUCUGCAUUGGCUGAGGGCACGAAAAGUCACGUGCCGUACCGUGACAGUAAAAUGACCCGCAUCCUGCAGGACUCCCUCGGAGGGAACUGUCGCACCACCAUGUUCAUCUGCUGCUCUCCCUCCAGCUACAACGACGCGGAGACCAAGUCAACUCUGAUGUUCGGACAACGUGCCAAGACCAUCAGGAACACCGCCUCCAUCAACCUGGAGCUGACGGCAGAGCAGUGGAAGAAGAAGUUUGAGAAGGAGAAGGAGAAGAACAAAACUCUGAAGGAAAACAUCCAGAAGCUGGAGAUUGAGCUCAACCGCUGGAGAAACGGAGAGAACGUACCUGAGACGGAGCAGACCACGGAAGACGCGGUGACCCGUUUCGAGAAGGUGGAGGAGCGUCCCAUCUUGGACAACGACACCUCCUCCAUUGUUGUCCGCAUUUCCGAGGAGGAGCGGCAGAAGUACGAGGAGGAGAUCCGCAAGCUGUACAAGCAGCUGGAUGACAAGGAUGAUGAGAUCAACCUGCACUGCCAGUUGGGAGAGAAACUGAAGCAGCAGAUGCUGGACCAGGAUGAGCUCCUGGCCUCAUCCAAGGGCGAUGGGGACAAGGUCCAGGCUGAACUUGGCAGGCUUCAGGUGGAGAGCGACUGCGCCAAGGCCGAGGUGAAGGAGGUGCUGCAAGCUCUGGAGGAGCUGGCCAUCAACUAUGACCAGAAGAGCAUGGAGGUGGAGGAGAAAGGCCUGCAGAACCAGCUGCUGGCCGACCAACUGUCCCAGAAAAUGGCCAGUCUGAUGGAGCUGGAGGCAGAGCUGUCUCGUAUGCAGGAAGUGAGCGGGCAGCAGAGGAAACGCAUCGCCGACGUCCUCAAUGGUCUGAUGAGGGACCUCAGCGAGUUCAGCAAUAUAGUGGGCAACGGGGAGCUCAAGCUGCCGGUGGAGAUCAGCGGUGCGAUCGAGGAGGAGUUCACGGUGGCUCGCCUCUACAUCAGCAAGAUCAAGUCUGAGGUGAAGAGCAUGGUGAAGCGCUGCCGCCAGCUGGAGAACAUGCAGCUGGAGUGCCACCGCAAGAUGGAGGAGACCGGGAGGGAGCUCUCCUCCUGCCAGCUGCUCAUCUCUCAGCAUGAAGCUAAGAUCCGCUCUCUGACGGAGUACAUGCAGAGCGUGGAGCAGAAGAAGAGGCUGCUGGAGGAGAGCCACGACUCCCUGAGAGAAGAGCUGUCCAAGCUGCAAGAGCAGGAUAACUCCAUGCUUGAGGAGAAGGAUGGAGAGAAGGGUGAGAUAGAGGACGGAAAUGUGAAGAAGGUUUCUCGUCAGCAGGGGGAGUCGUCUCACCGCGACCUCCAUCACAAGCAGCUGGCCCGCCUGCGGGAUGAGAUCAACGAGAAGCAGAGGAUCAUUGAUGAGCUCACUGAUCGUAACUUCAAGCUGGAGCUUGAGCUCGCUCAGGUUCGUGCCGACUUUGAGCGCCUGAAGACUCAGGACACCACCAAGAGUGAGCGCCUGGAGGAGCUCUCAUUCCUGCAUGAGCGCCAUGAGCAGACCAAACAGGACUUAAAAGGGCUGGAGGAGACUGUCACCCGCGAACUCCAGACCCUCCACAACCUGCGCAAGCUGUUCGUUCAAGACCUCACAUCGCGGGUUAAAAAAAGUUCCGAAAUGGAGCCUGAUGAUAGUGGGGGGUCUUGCACCCAGAAGCAGAAGAUUUCCUUUCUUGAGAAUAACCUGGACCAACUUACAAAGGUUCACAAACAGCUGGUACGUGACAAUGCAGAUCUGCGCUGUGAGCUUCCAAAGUUGGAGAAACGUCUUCGGUCUACUGCUGAGAGAGUUAAGGCCCUGGAGACUGCACUGAGGGACGCCAAGGAGGGCGCAAUGAUGGACCGCCGCCGCUACCAGCAGGAGGUCGACCGCAUCAAGGAUGCCAUGAGGGCAAAGAGCGCCCUGAGGCGCCCACAUGCAGCACAGAUCGCCAAGCCAGUGAGACCGAAGCAGCUGCCCGUCUGCUCUCCCACCAACCCGUUCUACACUUACAUCCGUGCCACUGAACAAGCCAACACCUACAGCAAUGCCCUCUUCCAGAGCAGCGGGAUACAGCCGAGCGGCGCCAGCGUCAACUGCAACCCCAACUCUGUCCAGUGCAACACAGUAUCCACAGCGCUGGGCUACAGAGCAGGCCGAUACAUUGGAGACAUACUGGAGUCCUUCCCUCUGAACAUUGAAAACGGUCACAAAAUCAGUGAAACGAGAGACAUCAAUGACAACAGAAGUGAUGUUCACUGUGGCACCGAGGUGGAUGAUUCAAACAGGCAUUUCAUCAUUCAGCAGGAGACCGCUGCAAGUUAAUGCCAUGAAGAUGACCAAACACUGUAUCCGUCCACGGACCCUCCUUUCCCAUCUGCAUGCAGCCCGUAUCCCCGUCCCUCCACUGCAUCACUGAUGAAGAUGAUGAUGAAGAAGAGCUGUAGCUGUCGUCUUCAAACUUAAUGAAGCCCCUCCUGCUCCGACGGUGACCGCCCCCGGCUUUGAGGUCCAGUUCAGCCAGUACAGGAAGUCAAUUGAAUCAGAAUUGCUUUUCCAUUUAAAAUUUUUUUUAAUCUCUUGACCCAUCAAUUUGUCACAAGACAUCACUUAUGCUGAUUACCUCCUGAGGUGGUUGAACUGAAACAGGGCAGACUCCAUCCCCGAUGACACACAUGUUGUAAAUAAUAGUGCUGUAUACUCCAGUAGAGGUUUCUGACCAGCAACUGUUUGUGUGAAUGCACAGCCUCCACCGUCCCAUGCACACACCUUCUAGGGCAUCAAGUGGAUGACAUAUACUGUAGGCAGACGUGACCUUUUUCUCUGUCGUAAAUAAGAGUAUAGUGUGUAACGCCAGCUUGUAACAGAAGACCCACACUCUGCAUGCAUGUCGCGUGGUGGGUUAGCUUUCAAAUCUUUGCAUGUGUCCUGAUUCCACUCAGGAGUUGGUAUGCUGCGAGUGAACGCACUGAUUGACUUCGACAGAUGUCACACACAGGGAGAGAGAGGGAGAGAGGGAGAGAGAGAGGGAGAGAGAGGAAGAGAGAGGGGGAGAGAGAGAGAGAGAGGCUUUAGAUUUCCUCCUUCAAAGUAAAACUGGACUUGUGUGUUCAUGUGGCAUAAACACUGAAAGAAGUGACACAAAACACAUUAGGGUCUAUUUUUAAUUUAACAGAAGAUGCAACAUGUGUCAGGGAAACCCAGCCCGGACUGAACGGUCUGUGUCCAAGAAACCUUUUGUAAUUGCUUUGAUGCUGUGGUGUUGCAGCUGUAUGAUCCCACUACACAUUUAGGUCUUGUUGCCUACCUCCAUUUCUUGUGGCUUUCUCCCUGCUUUGCGCCCACACCUUGAGAGUCUUCAUACUGAGCCUUAACAAGAGCUGACUUCUCAUGAUGAUCAAACUAACACGCUGUCAUGAGCAUACAUUUGUAAUUAUUACCUGUAGAGCUACUCAUUAUACGCUUAUUACAGUAUACUAACAUCCUCUCAAACGCUCGAUAGGAGCUGAACUUAGGCUCUCUAGACAAAGCACCAUUAGCUGUAGGUAGAUUUAAAUGCUCUUAUGAGAGCAGUAGUUCACCUGAAGUUCAUUCAUACACAGAUUCCUCCUCCACCAUGUAACAGGAUCUGGACUGGGCUGAGAAAGUGCUUGCAAAAUAUUCUAGUGCAGCAGAGGACCAGAAGGUUUGGGUUCAUGACAUCAGGGCUUGUCCGGCCGUGUCGAGGUAUACUACGUUGAUUAUAUACUACUUGAUGCAUUUUCCCAUUUGGUAGUAAGGCUGAAAUCAUGACGAUCCUCUGUCUACCAAUCUAAAACAACACUAUUAACAUAUUGUGUCAUCAAAAUUUCAAAAACAGAAGUGAAGUCACCCCUUUUAGUCUAUAUGUAAGUUAUUCAGUGAUGAAGUGCUUUUCAACCGGAACCAUAAGAAGUCCGAUGAUUAGCGAGUGUCUGCAAACGAGUCCCCAGCUGAGCCGCCACCAGUCUGGCGCGGACGGGUACGCUGGUUGUCAAGUCUGCUGCUAUUCUUCUGUCAGAAAUCCUGAUCAGCCAAUCAGGAUAGAAGAAACUAGCAUGUCUCGGGUUGCCAAUGUGUUUGGACAAACCGAGUCACUGAAUUGAAGGACAUAUUUGACCAAAAGUGUGUCAUUCUUAAAGAAAACGAGCAUGACAACCAAACAGCUUUUGAGAAACAACAUCUUACAUGUUACAGUUCAGUGUAUUUCAUUGCAUGACUGGACUUGUUCUGUGUCAGUGAGCCCAAAUAGGACCUGAGUAUGUUAAGUGAAGGUCGUCUGAUCCUUAACAGCCUCAUUCAUGACAGGUCUUCACUGGCAUUAACAUCUCAGGGCUUCACAUUCACAAUCACAGCCACCAUGGGUCAUCACCAUAUAUCAUCCUCAUAGAGUUAAAACCAUGCAAGUGCUGAUGUACAUUCAGGUCAGGGUGUGUUAUUUGAGGCUCAGCAGAUGGAAGGGAUGAUAGAUCUACAGAUCUAACUUUAUUUUAUACAUAGUGUAUAGCAUCUCCAUUCCAGCAUGUGACAUCCCCCCCAAAAAAAGAAGAAAUCCCUCUGGUCAAACCCUACUGUACGUGUCCAAGCAGUCCCUCUAUUUGGCAUUGUGUUUUAAAUGUAAUAAAUAAAUCUGAAGGAGGGGGGAAUGUGUAUUAUAUUGUCACCUUCUAUUCCACUGUCUGAUUUUCAACAUAUCUAAAAUACAUGUGCUAUAUAUUGUUAAACUUGUAAGUGAAAUAGCGUGCCAGGACAUAGCAAAAUGCAAAAGGUACACGCUAACUUUGUCCAGAGAAAUGUUUGUUUAAUUUAUUUCCGUAUGCCUAUACUGUAGCGUCAUCAUGAUUAUGUGAAGAAUCACAGUUCUGUAUAUAUAGGCCCAUCACUAUGCUGUAUUGUAUGUGAACCAUUGUGUUGUAGUAAAACGUUCAAUAAACUUGUAGAAAGAA
Molecule: messenger RNA, 6162 nt
Organism: Pseudoliparis swirei
Lineage: Eukaryota; Metazoa; Chordata; Actinopteri; Perciformes; Liparidae
Gene: kif5aa
Product: kinesin family member 5A, a
Exons: 29
Coding region: 392-3523 (1043 amino acids)
Biological process (GO): microtubule-based movement
Molecular function (GO): ATP binding; microtubule motor activity; microtubule binding
Source: RefSeq, a predicted model, not a curated record